GGUGUGAGAGAAAGUGGAUUGAUACAAACAGACUCGACCGAAAUCGUUCUAUCCCAACAAUCCACAGUAAUAACUUCCGUUUCGAAAAUGAACAUAUUUCUACAAGUGACUGCCGUUUUGUCUUUACAGUUUGGAUUUGUGGUGGUGCAUGGACAGUCGUAUGUUCUCACGUCAUCCUGUGGGGGUGUAGUCACUGAGGGAAGCAGCUGUGUUUUAAAUUGUGAAACUGGUUCUGCCACUGAGACACAUAUUAUUUGGAAAAGAGGUGCAAGUGUUAUUUACGAGGUGGCACGAGCAACAUGUGAAACGCCAAAAUCAGCAUCAACUAUUCCAUUUGAUUACGUCUUCGACUGUCCUGGAACUAGCUUUACUCUCAGUAUCACAUCUGCAUCUGUGAUACGUGACAAAACUACCUGGACAUGUGAUGCAGCUUUUGGUGGAAAGGAUAGCUCUAUUAACUUGGAUGUCCCAGCUGUGCUGAACUGGAGCUCUGUGACCUUCUCUCCACAACUGACAUCUCUCCCGUCGUCCGUUACACCACAGAACAACAUCUCCGUCACUGUGACCACUCCAUGUGCUGCACCUGCCGCCGUCAUCACAUGGAGAUACCAACAGGUAGGAACCGGUGUGAGUGGCGUCCCUCCCAGCAGUACAUCUUCCACCCUGGGAUCAUGUCCAUCAGGUCAGGUCCAGACAACCGACACCCUGUCUCUACCAGGGAACACAGUCAGUCUGUCUAGCUACUGUUUUGUGUUUACAGGGUGUGAGUGGCGUCCCUCCCAGCAGUACAUCUUCCACCCAGGGAUCAUGUCCACCAGGUCAGGUCCAGACAACCAACACCCUGUCUCUACCAGGGAACACAGUCAGUCUCUACAACAGGCAGGUGUCUCUCACUGUCAGUGUGGAACAUGAUUCCUUUGAUCCUCCCACGUAUACCAAGUCCGUCACUUCAAACACCAUACAGUUCCCUGUCCCGGUCAGCUCUGUGACACUCACAAACAUCAAGUCUGAUAAUUGAAGAUUGGACAGGAAGUGGGUCAAACUCUAACCUUGACCUGCAUGACCUCAGCCAGUUUCCCCACUUCUACUGUCACCUGGGUGGCCUUGCCAGGAACGACACCUACAGUCAGCACAGAGACGACAUCUGGUGUCCUGGUGAAGACAACAAGCUCCGUCACAUUCACUGUCAGAAGAAGUGACCAGGACAGAAGCUUUCGCUGUCAAUCUGUAAACAUCAACGGUCAGACAUCCCCGCAGUCUAACAGAGCAACACUGGAGGUUUGAUGUAAGUAAACACAUUCUAACUGGGCCAUACUGGAGGUUUGGUGUAAGUAGACAUAGUGUAACAGAGCUACACUGGAAGUUUGGUGUAAGUAGACUCAGUCUAACGAAGCCACACUGGAGGUUUGGUGUAAAUAGACACAGUGUAACAGAACCACACUUGGGGGGGUUGGCGUAAGUAGACACAGCCUAACAGAGCCACACUGGAGGUUUGGUGUAUGUAGACACGAUGUAACAGAGCCAGACUUGAGGUUUGGUGUACGAAGACACAGUGUAACAGAGCCACACUGGAGGUUUGGUGGAAGUAGACACAGUGUAACAGAGCCACACUGGAGUUUAGGUGUAAGAGAGCUACAAGGAAUGUUUGAUGUGAGAAGACACAGAGUCACAGAGCCACACUAGAGAUUUGGUGUAGACAUUGUUUGGGCGUAUGAUGACUCAGUCCAAGAGAGAAACGCUGAACAUGAGAUGCCAUCUUAUAACAGAGCCAACUGCGGGUUUUGUUUAAGUAAUCAGGUAUCAAUCAAAUGUUUUGUAAGUAGCGUGUCAGGUAUGAAUGCCAUCUUCAACAGAGCCUCCAAUUUCUGGUGUCCCCCGCUGUGAUAUUGCUGGAAUAUUGCUAAAAGCACCGUUAAACCCAACUCACUCCCUCACUCAACAGAGCCUCAC
This is a messenger RNA of Haliotis rubra (blacklip abalone), 1950 nucleotides long. Its product is annotated as location of vulva defective 1-like. The transcript has 5 exons. The coding region runs from base 88 to 912 and encodes 274 amino acids. The record is from RefSeq and is a predicted model, not a curated record. Lineage: Eukaryota; Metazoa; Mollusca; Gastropoda; Lepetellida; Haliotidae.